UCCUCCAUCAGUUUCGGAUUCCCGCUGACAAUGUCUUGACUGUGAAACGAUCUCUUUUCAUUUCCAUAAUCACAUAUCAUCCGAACAAAGUUGAAUGUGGGCCAAGCCGAAGAAGUCUCCUUCGCCAACACCACGGAAGUCGAAAUGGAGCUCGAACCGGCUGAAGCCGUCCUCUUUCCAUGGUUUGUCCAGGCAUUAGGAGUUCUCACAUUCUUCCUUCUCAGUCGAUACGUCAAGUGGCUUCCCUACACUGCCGUGUUGUUUCUUCUUGGAACAUUCAUGGGGUUGGCGACGGCCAAAUUUCAAAAUGACAAUCGACUGUCCCAGUCCAUUCUAGAGUUUUGGAUACCCAUUGACAGCGAACUGCUUUUACUGGUUUUCUUGCCGGGUUUGAUUUUCAAGGACGCGUCGUCCUUAAAUGUGCACUUGUUUCAAGUUUCGAUCGUACAGUGUUUUGUGUUUGCCUUCCCAAUGGUACUGGGAGGAGCCGUCUUGACUGCUUUGGUGGCGUACUAUAUAUUUCCCUAUGGCUGGUCUUUUGCCUUGGCCAUGACUUUUGGAAGCAUUCUGAGUGCAACGGAUCCAGUCGCAGUGGCUGCUUUACUUGACUCCGUAGGCGCUCCACCACGCCUCAAACAGCAUAUUAGCGGCGAAUCGCUGCUAAACGACGGAAGUGCUCUCGUAUUUUUUGCACUUUUUGCUGAAGUUUUCUAUACCGAACUCGGCGUUGAAGGUCUGGGAACCGACUACAACUGGGGUUCCGGAACGGCUAAGUUUCUGCGUAUGAGUGGCGGUGCGUGCGCAGCUGGACUAUUUUUUGGAUUCGGCUUGAUUUUGCUCCUAUCAAUUUUGGAUAGACGACUCAAUCGAGAAGAAAAUAUUGUACAAACUGCCGCUACCAUUACCGUGGCAUACUUGUGCUACUAUACAGCCGAUGUGGUGUGGAGUACCAGCGGUGUCUUGGCCACAGUCGUGUGCGGUAUUACGUAUCGGGCUUUUGGAGAUGCCUUGAUCAAUGACAAUCAGCUAAUUUGUGAUUUCUGGGGCUUGGUCGAGCACUUGUUGAAUACUGUCUUAUUCGCGCUAGGUGGAUUAGUAUGGGGUAGUGUGAUCGCUAACGCAGAAGAACGUGAAGGAGAAUUUACUGGAAGAGAUUGGGCAGACUUUGUUUUCCAAGGCUAUUUGAUUAUAUUGUACAUUUUGUUGAUUAUAAUUCGAUUCGCUCUCUUUAUCGGCGCGUAUCCGCUCAUUUCCAGGAUUGGGCUCAAAUCAAGCAAGCCUGAAAUGAUCUUUCAGGCCUUUGGAGGCCUUCGCGGUGCUGUGGGAAUCAGUUUGGCAAUCGUUUUAGACAAUACAGUGCGCGAGGCGGCUGAAGAGGGAGACUUCAAGUAUGUUGGUCAGACCAACAAAGUGUUUGGAUUUGUUGGUGGAAUUGCUUUUAUGACGCUCUGUAUUAAUGCCACUGUAGCUGGUCCUCUGUUACGGCGAUUAGGCCUGGCUGACACAACAGCCAUUCGAAAAAAGAUAAUUGAAAGCUACAAGCUCCACUUGCGCUACGAAACAAUUGAAGAGCUAAUCCGUUUGCUAGCUCAGCCUCGCUUUGCCAAGAUCAAUUUUGCCCUGAUUCGGGACCAUGUUGAUUGGUUGAAAGAUCUUAGACAGGACGAAGUGUUAAAGGCCUACAAGGAUUACCGGAAUACUCAUAAUCACGAGAAAAACUAUCGUGAUCCAAACUUGUCUAAGGUUUCACCGUAUUUGGAAGACAACGAAAAAGAUCUGGAAAAACAAAUGGCAGAACAUCAGAAAGAAAACAUCGGCAUAUCAAGUGACAAAAACUCUACCAAAGUGAGGAUAGCCAAGGUCACAUCCAGUAUGUCGUUGAUAGAACUUCGCACGGUAUUUCUAGAAAUUUUACGUAGCGCAUACGCUAGACAAGUGGAACUCGGUGAGCUCUACAACCGUCAGUUUCUCGCCUUCUCUUUGGAACAAUCAAUUGAUUUUGCCCUCGACUCUGUCUCAAAUGGAUCCGAGUUGAAUGAUUGGGAGUAUGUGAGCGUCGUAAAAGCACCUUGGUCAACAUCGGUUUACACUUCGAAAGGAAUGAAGUAUUUUCGAAAAUGUUUCGGAGCUUUUGUCCUGCAAGAUGUGAAGUACGAAAUGAUGCGACUGAACGUGGAGCGAUGUCUGGCAUUUCUACAUGCACACGAUACUGCGCAGAGGCUAUUGAGUCAGCAGUUCUUGGAUGAGCAAUUCUCGGAAGAAGAGUCAAAGGUUAUUGCCGAGUCAAGACGUCAGUGUGUAGAGGCUGUCAAGCUAUUAAAGUCGUACCACAUGAGAGAUGUUGAGAUGAUUGUGUCGCACAACUUGUGCACGGUUCUCUUGUACAAUUCAUCUCGUUGCGUGGAAAAGCUGCAUAGAAAAGGUCUUCUCAAGGGCACAGAAGCCGAGACUAUACUGGAGAAGAUUCAAGAAUCGCUUCAGCGUGUUUACGCUUGCAGAGAGAGGGACCAUCCAGGGGAGCUCCCUGUAGACAGCGAUCUAAUGUCGGAGAAAGAUGUUGACGAAAUGGCACCGGCUUCUGGUUAAGGAUCGCUGGUCCAGAUUUGCUGCUGCUAGUGUGGUCAUAUAAUCUUGUUACUCGUGGAUCAUCAAGCGUACCGCCUCCAAUG
Phaeodactylum tricornutum CCAP 1055/1 is the source of this 2669-nucleotide messenger RNA. RefSeq lists its product with no specific name. Gene Ontology annotation, cellular component: membrane. The coding region runs from base 145 to 2586 and encodes 813 amino acids. The record is from RefSeq and is a predicted model, not a curated record. Lineage: Eukaryota; Bacillariophyta; Bacillariophyceae; Surirellales; Neidiaceae. Gene Ontology annotation, molecular function: sodium:proton antiporter activity. Gene Ontology annotation, biological process: proton transmembrane transport. The transcript is spliced from 4 exons.